This is a messenger RNA of Balaenoptera musculus (blue whale), 6441 nucleotides long. It is a transcript of the gene KLHDC7A, whose product is annotated as kelch domain containing 7A. The coding region runs from base 1 to 2391 and encodes 796 amino acids. The record is from RefSeq and is a predicted model, not a curated record. Gene Ontology annotation, molecular function: protein binding. The transcript has a single exon. Lineage: Eukaryota; Metazoa; Chordata; Mammalia; Artiodactyla; Balaenopteridae.
AUGCUCCCCAAAGGAGGAGGAGCAGAGGCCCAGGGCUGGCAUCUGGACAUGCAGCUGAUGGGCAAGGUGGUGCUGUCUGCCGCUGCCCUGCUCCUGGUGACCGCAGCCUACAGGCUGUACAAGUCAAGGACUGCCCAGGCCCCACUGGGGGGUGGGAACGCCAAGGCUGAGGCCAAGGAGGACACAGAGGGCUCCAGGCAGCCUGCCAUCCAGGAGGCUGUUUCCGGGGCACCACAGUGGGGCCUGAGACGCCGGAGAGGAAGCAAGGGGGCCGGAGUAUCGCUGGGCUGCAGCUGGGGGAAUCCGGAGGGUUCCGGAGUCCUGGCAACAGGAGCGUCUCCUGCAGACUCAGAAGCCCGAGAGACUGGGAAACCCGAGAGGAAACGUGCUGGUGAGGAGCAGGGUGGGCAGUGCCCGGACUCUGGCCUGGCAACUCCUCGGUGCAGUGGCCGGGAAGCCGGAACAGCUGCUGGCGGUAAGCCCGAGCUGCCCCGUCACCCCCAUUGGUGCAGUGAACCCCAAAGCUCCCUAACUGGCCUCGCUGCAGCAGACGGCAGCGGUGUGAGUGGUGAGCUCGCUCCAUGGCGGGACAGCAGAUCCCGGGAGCAGCUGGGGGCCGGGGAGCAGGAAUCCCCUGACCGGUGCUGGGCGGCCCACACAGAAGGCAAGAGUGACAUGAACAAGAGCUGGGUCUUUACCCGUGUGACAGGGGUCCACAGGGAAGAGGCUGGGGCCCUCCGGGCUGCCUCGGAAAUGGGCCUGGCCCUGCGUCAGCAGGUGGGAGCCGCCGAUGCCUCCUAUACCUUCUUGUCUGUGGCCCGGGUUCGAGUGGAGGAGAAUUUCAUACCAGAGAAGAUGGAGGGGAUCAGGCCCAGGCUGAAGGGCAAGGUGUACGAUUACUGUGUUGAAUCCACCUCUCAGGCCACCUCCAGGGGCAGGCUGGCCCCCAGAACAGCAGCCCUGGCUGAGGCUCCGCCCCCUGUGUCAGUGCCAGGCCCCCUGGGAAUGGGGCCAGCCUCGGGAGGCCAGGCCGAUGACAGAGUAGGUGGAGUGGAGACAGCCGCCUCCCCCCAGCCUGUGCUGUCACCCUCCACACAAGGCUUCAGCAGGAAGGAGAGCCUCCUUCAGAUCGUGGAGAACCCGGAGCUUCAGCUGCAGCUCGAUGGCUUUGGGGACCCUGCUCCAUCGUGCCCAGACCAGAGCGCCCUGCCCACCAGCCCCAUAUCCCGGGGUUCUCUUGGGUCCAGCUCAGCUGGAAGCAGCGGGAAGCCCCACCUGCACUUCGUGGCUGGGGCCAAUUUCUUUCACCUCCCUCUCACCCCCGGAUCAGCCCCAGAUGUCCACCUGGAUCUGGGCAAUUGUUAUGAGGUGCUGGCCUUUGCCAAGAAGCAGAGCCUGGAGACCCUGAAGGAAGCCGCCUACAAGGUGAUGAGUGACAACUACCUCCAGGUCCUGCGCAGCCCGGACAUCUACGGGUGCCUGAGUGGGGCAGAGCGGGAGCUGAUCCUCCAGAGACGGCUCCGGGGCCGCAAGCACCUGGUGGUGGCGGACAUGUGCCCCCAGGAAGACUCCAGCCGCCUCUGCUGCUAUGACGACGAGCGGGAUGUCUGGCACCCGCUGGCCCGUCUGCCCCCUGAGGCUGUGUCCCGGGGCUGUGCCGUCUGUAGCCUCUUCAAUUAUCUCUUCAUCGUGUCCGGUUGCCAGGGGUUUGGGCACCAGCCCUCCAACCGCGUCUUCUGCUACAACCCGCUGACGGGCAUCUGGAGUGAGGUGUGCCCUCUGAACCAGGCCCGCCCUCACUGCCGGCUGGUGGCCCUGGAUGGACACCUGUACGCCAUCGGGGGUGAGUGUCUGAACACGGUGGAAUGCUACAACCCUCGCCUGGACCGCUGGACCUUUUGCCCGCCGCUCCCCAAUGACACCUUUGCCCUGGCGCACACAGCCACGGCGUGUGCCGGAGAGAUCUUCGUCACCGGCGGCUCCCUGCGCUACCUGUUGCUCCGAUUCUCGGCCCAGGAGCAGCGCUGGCGGGCUGGCCCCACUGGGGGCGGCAAGGACCGCACAGCCGAGAUGGUGGCGGUCAAAGGCUUUCUCUAUCGCUUUGACCUCAACCGCAGCCUGGGCAUCAGCGUGUACCGCUGCAGCGCCAGCGCCCGCCUGUGGUACGAGUGUGCCACAUAUCGGACCCCUUACCCGGACACCUUCCAGUGUGCCGUGGUGGACGACCUCAUCUACUGUGUGGGGCGCCAGCGCACCCUCCGCUUCCUGGCCGACUACGUCUCACCCAGGUUUGUGCCCGAGGAGCUACAGAGCUUCCCCUCCCCUCAGGGCACCCUCCUGCCCACCGUCCUGACCUUGCCCGGCCCUGAUGUGCCCCAGACCAGGGUCUAAUGGCCCCUCUGCUGGGCCCCUUCUGCAAAACUAGAGGCAAAAAAAACCCCUACCCAUCACUCCAUGGGCCAUUUCUGGGAGAUCAGGUGGCCUGGGAAUCUGGCCAGCAAGAGGUGAAUUCCAGUCCUGUCUCCGCCACUGGCUGGACUUCUUAGCUGCAUCUUUGCCCCCAUUGGGCUGCAGAAGCCCAGUGUGGAAAUGGAACUCGGGGCUGGUGCUCUGAGGCCCAGGAUGCCCACGUCCGCAGGGAUGACCAUCACCUUGCUUGAGCUCUGAAUGGGGGGCGGGUACCAGGACCCCAGCAAAGUUCAAGGGCACAGCCUUUUCACAGUCCUGGUUCCAGGGGCCAGUUGACCCCCAGUGACCCCUCAAGCUGACCCUGCUGGAUCUGGGCUAGACCUCCAUAAGCCGCCAGGACCUCUUCCUAAACAUUGGCCACUGAGCCCCAACCUCCAAGAUUCCCAGAAGCACCUGGGACACACAGGUGGGGAAAAUGAAGGGAGGCGGCUCCAGCAGGACCAGGAAGGAGCCCAGGAGAGCCCCAAGGGGCCCGGCCAGAGGGAGAGAUGGUUGGAAAAGCAGAACAGCUGAAGUUGGAAGAGCCCACGGGAACUCUUGUCUGCAGAAUAAAUUGACCAAAGCCCACUUUAAUUUUUCUCAUUACCUGGAAUUCUAGUGUACUGGAAGGAGGAGAAACCUCCAUUUUCAGCAUCCAUUUGUAAAGGCACAUCUUCUUGCAGGGUUUACUGAGAAUACAAUUGAUUCUGAAUACGAGGUCUCAGGAGAGCGAGGAAAAAAUGUGAUCCAAGGGCCACCGUCUGCUGGGCCCACUGUUACAUGACCACUGCACUCUCUCCCCAGAUCGCAGCACCCUUCACAAUACAGCUCCCCAUGCAACCCAGCCCUCACCUUGGAGCUGGGGGGACAGCCGCCACCAGUCAGCCCUUCCAGGUGGUGAGAGGUGAUGGCAUCCUUUGCCCUCCCUGUGCCUUGCGGUCACCUGGUCUGCCUCAUCAGACAGGAGAGGACCAGGGAGGCGCAGGUCCAUGAUGGAACUGGGGAACUAGAAGGUUCUAGUAGUGCAUUGGGAGACUGGGAUCUCCUUUCACAUCAGGUUUGGUAAAUUCUCAAAGGGAAGAAACUCUCCAACCUCAGGAAGUUACCUUUCUUCCCGGAGGGAGGGGAGAGAGACUGGUCCAAUCUAUUACUGCAGCCCUGUUCCAUCUCCAAGGGAGACACAUAUACAGAAAGGAGAGCAGCAAUGCUCUUGGUCCCAGCCAGAAGCCAGGAAGCUGGGACUACUUCUAAAGUGACAAGCUGCAUGAGGAAAGAAGCAGAGAAGGGAGGUGCACCAGGGCAGGUCCCACAGGUGGGAUGGUACGAGUGUGCCACAUAUCGGACCCCUUACCGCUCAGACUUCAGCAUCCUUAUCUUAAAAAUGGGAAGGACCAUCCCUGGGGGAUAAACGUGAGCACCUGGAGAAAGUUCUUCCCAGUUCCACGGGGUCCUGGCAGGAGCUUGUGUUCACUGCAGCUGUUGGGGAUGAUCUGGGGUGGGGGAUCUUUUUGGAAGAUGCAGGAUUGGAACAAAGAAUGAGAGGAGGUUGGUACAGAGACGAAGCCUUUUCUUGGACCGCACAAGGCCACCUUCCCUAUUCUAGGGCCUGGGAGGCGAAGCUGCUUAGUUUGUUUCUAAGUUGGAGGCUGGGGAAGGAAAGAUUGCAGGGACUAUGGCUGGAGCCUGCGGAGGGAGACCUCCUCCCCAAACCCCUCCACCACAAAGGCCAUGCUCAAGCUCAGAGUCAACACUCAGGCAUGAACCUCCAAGGGACCCAGGGGAAUUGGAGAUGUGAUGCCAGGCAGGGAGAAGGGUUUGCUCAGAAGGAGAACCCCAUCUGGGAGCUGGGGCAGGUAGAGCCAGAUCCAGCCCCAGGGGCAGGUCUCCGGUAAGGAGGCAGGCAGAGCACAAGGCCUCAGCCAAGCUGGGUAGGGUGUGGGGAAGGGCUCCAAGCCAAGGUUGAGCUAGGGAUCACUCUGGAAAACUUCCAGAAGCCCAUUGCGUACAUAUGGCAGGGACUAGGGAAAUGGAUCAAGGGAUAAGGCAGCAGAGCUUGUUCUAGAUGGUGGAUGUGGUCUUCAUGAUGAGAGGGAGAGCUGAGACUUGAGCCUGGAUUCAGGUACGCCACACAUCUCGUCUGCCUCCUAUGGUCCCAUGGCAGACAUCACUAACCAAUCACCAUGUCUUUUCUUGUUGAGCUCUUUCAAUGGCCUCAGAACUCUUUCAACAUGGAGCCCCAGGCAGUCAUUACUGAUAGAUUAGAGCUGUGCAUUUCUUAUUCCUGGCCUGGGUCUCCAGAGCUGGGUUUAGGGAUGAGAGUGGUCAGGGCUGUCGUGUUAGGGCAAGGUUCAGGGGGCCUGCAAAAACCACCUGGGGCCAUGAUGGUCAGGGUUCAUUUACAGACUGUUUAAGCCAGGCACUGUUCCGGGUGUUGGAGAUACAACACAUCCCUGCCCUAAUAGACCUCACAUUCUAGCUGUAGAAAACAGGCAAUUUUAGAAAACAAAUACAUAAACAAACAAAUAGAACCCAUGCUGCAUACAGGCCAUAGAGAAAGAGAAGGCAGGCAAGUGGGAUCGUGCAAUCAGGCUCCCUGAUAAGAAGAAGCUGGGCAGAGCCCUGAGUGGAAAUCUGGAAGAUGCAGAGACCAAGGCUGGCUCAAGGCCUGGGAGGGCUGGCUCUGCCGUCUGAAUGACUUUGCCACGCCAGCAGGGGAGGGCAGGAGGGCCUCCCAGGCACUCCAUCCUGUUGUGUGAAGAGGGCAGGAGCCCAGCUGUUUGCUUUAGCCUUUCCUGUAAGGGACAGAAUCUCAUUACACCAACAUUUAUGAAAGACGGUCUUUGGAUAGAGGUAAGCUACAUUCCCAAGAGAGAAGUAGAGUUUGCACCUUUAAGGGUGUGAGUCAAAAUAACACACAGACGCCACACCUGAAUGUUUGGCUGGGUGUCAGUGAGCCCAUAUGACUCCAUGAAAUCAGAGUCUAGGAUUUCCACUUGACCUUUUUAAUAGCCUUGGCUGUUGCCCUCUAGCCCUCAGCCUCAGAGUGACUUGUGUGUCACUGGGCUUCUCCAUGGGUCAUCUGUUCCUGCUUUCCCAGUAAGAGUUCUUUCUUCUUUAGGAAACAGACAAACAAACUUAAGUUUGUGUUGCUUUGCACGUUAGGCCAACCAUGCCAUUAUCGAACAAAAGUUGGAAAAUAGAGAAAGGUAUAAAAAAUAUCCCCAGUUUCGCCACCCAAAGACAGAACCCCCCCACCCACCCACCGCUGUGGUGUAGGUCCCUCCGGUCUGCUUUUCUUGUGCAUGAUUUUUGUUUGGCUUGAUUUUUGCCUAGAUGUGAUUGUGCUGAAUAUACAAUUCAGUUGCUUCCCUUUGUUACUUAGCUUUAUAGAAUAAGCAUUUUCCCGUGUUAUUACAAACCCUCGGUAAACAUCAUUUCAAUAGUUGCACAAUAUUCCAUCCAGUGGACCUGCCAUGGUUUAUUUAAACAUUCCCCCCUCCUUCAGGCCUAUAGACGUUUUUUUUUUUCUGUUGGUUUCUUUUUCUAUCAUAAAUAAAACGUCUUUUGUUUUCGCGUUCCUCUCUGUCUGAGGCUUCCAUCAAUGUUUACAAGAGAAGCUCAGCCUCAGUUCUGUCUGGAAGAGCCAGGUUUUUGAAACAACCAUAGAAACCACAGCAGUUGCCUGGGGCUGAGACCUGGGCCCUGCUUUUACUGUAGGGCACAGAGCUUCCCUUGGACAUGACCAGCAAGAAAGGCAAGGCUGGAGGCCUUCCUGUCCUAUGGGAUUCCCGGAGCCAGGAUGUAAGAUAAGGACCCCUGCUCUGCACAAGCCAGGAACUGAACCACGUGCUUCCUACAACUCCCCUCAUUUAUCCUCACAACAAGCCCAUUUUACAGGUGAGAAAACUGAGGCUCAGUGAGUUCAAGGAAACUUGCCUCCAUGGCAAAGUCCAAAAGACCCUCAAUUUCCUUAAAAGCAUCCUUAAACCUGGC